Thrips palmi is the source of this 8262-nucleotide messenger RNA. RefSeq names its product inactive histone-lysine N-methyltransferase 2E-like. The transcript has 19 exons. Gene Ontology annotation, molecular function: protein binding. The coding region runs from base 243 to 5618 and encodes 1791 amino acids. NCBI's taxonomy places the organism in Eukaryota, Metazoa, Arthropoda, Insecta, Thysanoptera, Thripidae. The record is from RefSeq and is a predicted model, not a curated record.
CCGGUUGCCCCGGUGCAGGGGGUAGCUCACCCCGCGGCGCCCUGCCGGCCCUGCAGGCCCUGCCCCUGCAGGCCUCUGCCUCGUCGGGCCAUCCCCGCGUGCUGCGGGCGCCCUUCAACAUACAAUGUGGGGGCGGAGCUGUAAACAGCCUCGUAGUGGGCCAAGCUACAUCAGCAACUAUUAUCCAGUCGCCUGGAGGGGCUGUGAGACGUGGAAAUACGAGUUCUCAGCCUGAAGACGGAAUGAGUCUGAUAGUCCAGUUGGGCACUACAGUAGUGUCCAAACCUGGAUCCACUGUGACUGGUACACCCGGUUCUGGUGGACGCAACGUGUCUUAUCGAGAUAGUCGAGUUGCUGCUCAGUCAUCACCCCUGGGUGCAAUCACGUCAAAUGCUUCUAAUAGCGGAACGAUGUCGGCGCAAUCUCAACAUCGUACUAUUAUGACUGCAGUUGGAAGCACAGGAACUGUCAGAACUGUGCCUUCAAAUGUAAAUGCCAGCAACAUUACUGCUGGUGCCUUCAAAAUUCAUUCUCAGCAUCACAGAGUGAUAGCUAAUACUCAACAUGCUCAAGUUUCCGUUGUGCAGAAAAGCCAAAGCACAGCAUCCAUCCAUAAACCAUCACCAUUUAUGGAACUUCAGACUAGGAAGGUCAUUGUACCAGCCACAGCAAAUUGUAAAUUAAGCUCUGAGCUUGUUAAGGAGGUUCCUGUGGAAAAGUCUCAGCAGGUUUCGUUGUCUAAUGAUGAUAAGAAGAAUAAUCAAUCACAGAUUCCUCUAAUGUAUCAGUAUGUAUUGCAAGAGCACAAUUAUGUCGCCUUGCCACCUGCCUCGCCCCCUCUCUCACCUGUACUGCACCAUUCGGGAGGCUCCAAGAUCAAUGGGGUUCAGUCCAGUGCAAGUCCUUCUUCGCUCAAUAGUGAGUCUACUUCACAACACCACCCUGUGCAUCAUGUUCAGCACACUCCUCACAACCAACAAAAUAAGGGGUCAGGUCUUCUUACUAUGCGCCAAGCUGCUCAUGCACUCCAUAGUCCUCAUCAUGGUGGUCCUCAGACGCCUCACACUCAACGUACAUCAAUCCAUAUUCCGGAUGAUGUGGGAAGUGACAUUAGCAGUGAUGGUGGAAGAGAAGUGGAGCCUGAAGGCGAAGAAACAGAGACUGCUCCAGAAGCAGAAGGAGAAGAGGAUAGUGUGACUCGUUGCAUUUGUGACUUUGAACAUGAUGAUGGUUACAUGAUUUGCUGCGAUAAGUGCUCUGUGUGGCAGCAUGUAGAUUGUAUGGGAAUUGACAGAAUGAAUAUUCCGGAAGAGUACAUGUGUGAGAGAUGUCAGCCCAGGCGUGUUGAUAAGAUGCGUGCUCGCAACAUUCAAUGCAGAAAGAGAGAAGAAUUUUUCCACAAUGACACUUCAAGUGAUUCAUCAACUUCAUCUACUGACUCUGAACCACUGACUAUUGUAACAUCAGGGGUCAUGAAGAAGAGAGGGCCAGGCCCUGGUGGACGCCGGAAGAAUGAACCGUUAAGAAAGCCCCCCGUGGGCAAUGCUGGCUAUCGCCAGAGAAGGGACUCUGCCAGGGAUAAUGUGCCAUCCCUAGCCACUCCCAGGAGACAACCUACGCCUCGUAAAAAGUCAACUGAAAACAAGAGAGCACCUCGCCGCAGAAAGAGUAAAGGAGCAGAUGAGGAUAAAGGCCCUGAAUUUUGGGAGAAGUCUCCACCAAUUCAGUCUUUACGUCAGUGGAUUGAUAAUUAUGAGGAAGCUGUUACAAAUCACUACUCUCCUGAGCUUAGAGCUCGUAUUCAAAGCAUAAGGGUCAAUGGCGUUCAUUCUGAAGUUAAAGUUCCUUCUCAUUUGCUGUCUGGCUCAUCUGGUGUUGCCAAGUGCAGGUUAACUAUGCUACCUAAUGGAACAAAAAUUUUGGUGACUACUUGCUCUCUUGCUGCUAGUCAACCAAUCAUUGAACUGCGUGGCAAGUACAUGCUCUCUCAGCAACAUCGUGCUCUAAGUGCCAGAAACACCCCUCUUCCUGGUCCUUUCCUGUUCUUUCACCGUUUGCCACUUCCUGCUCUUCGAGAAGCAACUGAGGUGUGUGUGGAUUGCCGCACUUAUGGCAAUGACGCUCGUUUUGUGAGGAGAUCCUGUAAGCCCAACAGUGAGGUCAGACAUUGUGUGGAGAAAGGUACUCUUCAUUUAUUCCUGGUCACUCUGAGUAGUUUAGAAAAGAAUGCAGAGAUUACAAUUCGCCACCAAGAGGGUGCAAAUCUACCUUGCUGUUGUGGAAAUCCCAAGGAGUGUUCAGCCCAAUCUCAAAUUGCUGCUCAACCUAGUACUACCCUAAGCCGAAAAAAUGGUGCCCCAGAAGAGGUUAGGCGCCGAAGGGGCAGAAGACGAACUGUCUCUUCAAGUUAUUGUAGGGACUUGCCUAGCCCCAGUGGAAGGACACCCACCAGUCCUGUAGAUGCCCAGUCACCAUCAUUGACUCCCACUCCUGCCGCUCCAGCAACCCCUGUUACUCCAGCUACUCCUGUAACUCCAGUGUGUAUGGCGUCACCACCUCAUUCGCCUGUACCAGAAAAGAAAAGACGUCUCUCUCCUCCUGGGUCACCCUCUCCUCCGAAAGUGAAGGAGGAAGCAAAGGUGAAAGAGGAAGUCAAAGUGGAGCCAGAUGAGGGUGAAAGUAUUGUAGAUAAGGACAAGCCUGAGAAGGUGGAAAGUAAACCUGUAAAAGAGGAGAAGGAAGAAGAGUCUUCAUCUCCAUCUCCACCUCCUACUCCUCCCACAACUCGAAAUACUAUGACAAGGAGAAGUUCGACUGUAAACCGGCAACAGUCUGAAAGUGAAACUUCUGUACUUGGCUCACGAAGAGUUAAAGAAAAAGAGGAGAAGAAGGAGAAGGAAAAAGAAAAGGAAAGAGAAAAGGAUCGCAAAGAAGAAGAGAAACCUGUAAGGGAGAGAAGAGGAAGGAGCGAAUCUGAGCCAGAUCAAAAGAAUGUGCCUGUCAAGGCUGAACCUGUAGACAAGAAUAAAAGCAAAGCUCUGACUCGUGAAGAAAGGAAGAUGGAGGCAAUUAUGAAAGCUUUUGAACGUAUGGAGAAACUUGCCCAGAAAAAGCAAGAAGCUCAAGUGCGUCAGCAACGACAGAAGUCAGGGGACAAGAGUGAAGAGCCAGACACUCCACCAGUGCAACGCAAGGAGCCAGCAAAUGUUGACAAAACAAAAAGGAGGAAACGCAAAGGAAGAGGCAGAUCUGCCAGUACUCAACAGAAGGAAACUCCUCAAGCCACAAGACCUCAAAGACGCACCAGAUUCUUACGGGGCACAGGAAGAGAUGUUGAGCCUGAUUUAGAUCAGGAUAAUGACAAUGAAGCUGACAAUGACCCUGACAUGGACCAAGAUGUUGACGAUGCUUCAUCGGAUGAAGAGGUUCAGUCUCCACGCUCCAUAUUCCAAGAAAUUAAUAACAAAACACCUCCCCCUAAUUUUGACAAGGAUGCUGGAAGCUGCUCUUCCCAAGGUUCAACGCCUCCCACUCCCUUAUCAUCUGCAUGCCUUCUGGUUGCCGCUGCUGUUGGCCCGCUCGCACCAGGAUUUAAGUUCCCCAAAACUAAAAAAGGCCUUUUAACAUCAUGGUUUAAGAAUCCUGGAUUAGAUGGUGCAUCAACUCCUGAACCAGGGAAGGCUGCAUUGCCUUAUAUGAAGCCCCUGUCCCCUGAGGGCGUCAACAACAAUCUGACCCCUGCUACUGGUUCAGCUGGAUUUGCCAAGAAGCGAUGGCUUCGGCAGGCCAUCAGUGAAGACCACGCAGACUCCCCGAACGGCAGGGCGGGGUCAGGAGAGACCAUUGAGUAUGUAACUCCAUUAAAGAAACGCAGAUUGGCUCGCGAGUCUAUGUCAGCAGACUCACCAGCCAAUGUUGAGUCAGAGUCUGACCAGCCGACUCAAGAUGAGGACACUUUGGAUGGAACAGUCACGCCAGCCAAUGAAAAUGCUGAUACAGAGAUGAGCAGUCCUGACGAUGGUUCUCAAUCGGCUGAAGAUAUUGAGGUGCCACCAGCUCAGCCUACCCGAGUAACAUUUGAUAGUGGUGCUUUAUCUUCUGCUAUUUCAACAAGGAUUGAAACUGCUCCCCCAACUGAGACAAAAGAGGUUAAUAACAAACAUGAGCUCCAUAAUUCUACCCCAAAAGGCCGUCAAUCCUUCAUGGAGCCUGAGCCUGUAAUCAACCCUGUGCAGACCUCUAUUCCACAAGGUCCUACAGAUCCCCGGAGACCUCGUGAAAACUCCCUAAAACCUCCAACGGUGCCCACCAUGAGUCCUAGUCCAGCCCGUCCUUCCCCUUACGUUGCACCCCCACCGGUUGCAUUGCCAUCCACACCUCAACCCCCAGAACCUCCAGCCAUUAAACGCAAGCUUUCAAUCUCUGAAUAUCGUCAGAGGAAGCAGCGGACUAGUACUGAUACAGCUACUACGAAAGUAGAUGCAUCGCCGAGCCCGGAGGCUGGUGCCGUGAGCAGCAUGAAGCCCAUAAGCCGAGCUAGAAGCAACAGCAGCAGCAGCAGCAGUAGCAGCAGUUCUUUGUCUUCUGAUGAUGAAUCUAGCUCAGCACCCAUCAUGAAUAAGAUUCGACAGCUGGACAUGCGCGCCGCCAAAGUGGGUGCAUUUAACACAUCAAGCAGUUCGUCUACGGGUUCUGCAAUUCCAAGCAUUGUAGGUGGCAGCAUAUCAGUCUUAAAUGCUGACUCGUCUAACCUUGGGAAAGAAGGAGAAGGAGACGACAAGAAAGUGGGUUCAUCGUGGAGCUCUGCACCGACACUCCUAGAACGACAACGUGAAAAUUUGACGCAGAGACUAAGAAGAGAGUUUGGUCUGUUUGUUGCUGAUGAAGAGGAAUCAGAAAAGGCGAGGAAGCAAGCCCUUCUGGCAGUGGGCGUGGACCCACUCAAGGAAUUGGCGAGCAGCAAGGAGCCGGCAAACGAACUUGCUAAGGACCCUGUCAAGGAGCCGAUCAAGGACCCCGCCAAGGAGCUACCCAAGGAGAAGGAGAUGACGGCCAGUCCCAUUCCUUCUCUGGGCAAGAAAAAGGGGCCUCUCCCACCCCCUCCGCCCCCGGGACCGCCCCCGGCUGCAGGCGUGGCCAGCUUCAAGGCCCAGCCUGCAGUGGUGCCGCCCCCGAGCGUGGCGUUGUCGUUGGGAGUCCCGCCCCCGGGCGUGGCUGCCACCGUGCCGCCCCCGAUCGUGCCCGUGCCGCCGCCCGGCGUGCCGCCCCCGAGUGUGUCGCUGCCGGCGCACCUGAUGCCGCAGCCGCCCCCGCCGGGCACCGGGCCCACCACACUGCCACUGCCCACACCCUACAGCGGCGUGGUCGGCGUCGGCGUCACGACCCAUGCCGGCGUCAAGGCUGGCGCGGCCAAGCCCAGCCCCAGCCCCAGCAUGAAGGCCGGCAUGGCUGGCAAGCCCAGCCCCGGGCCCGUGCCCGUGCCUCCACCCGCGGCCGGCGCGGCCGGCCAGUUCUACGGAGCCACGGCCUCCCUGGCCGGCCCCGCAGCUGGAGUUGGGGUGGGAGUCGCACCACGGCCGAACAGCGGGUUCUACUACCCGCCCUUCAGCCGCCAAUGAGCACCGAGGCCGAAGCCGGGCCGAAGCCGGGGCCAGCUCGUUGAAGCCAUCAGUUCCUAAAGUGAUAGUAUUUAUUUGUCUAUAUAUUGUUUCUUAUAUAGAGGGAAAUAGAUGGACUUAGUUAAGUAACGCGUUCGGCUUACAUGCCAGUGGCUUUGCGUCAUGAGUCCGCAAUUCCCCUGGUGUGUAGCGUGACUGCGUUGCUGUGUGAAGUUCCCAGUUUUGUUACUUUUUUAAAUAAUCGUUAAAUGUGCAGGGUGAUCUGUACUAGGAAAGUGUGAGUAAUAUAGGUGGAAAUACUAUUUACAAUUAAAUCUUUUGUUCCUUAAUAGUUCGGUGAGGACUGCAUAUUUUUGUGAUUGAUGUGUGUGUACAAUUUAUGAAGACGUGUUAAACUUAAUUGUUGCUACUAGAUGAACUCCAUUCUUUACGACUUGAAUACCAGUGUUGUGAUUGUUACUGAUGAAGUACAGUACUGUGUAUAUAUUUUGCAAAAUUAGUAACUUUUCCUUCACAUUUUUUCAUUUGUUCAAAAUGAAAAAAUGUAUUGAUGGAAUAAUGUGAAGAUAUUGUAUUUAUUGUAACUAUUAUUUUUCUAAGGACAAAUUGAAACUUAAAGUACAAAAUUUGCAUAAAGAAGUCUAAUUACUAGCAUUCUAGAUUAACACAGUCUCAGAUGUUAAUUAAUGUUAGUAUUAUUUACUGACACUGUUGUAGACGAUAUUCACAUUGGUACAUUAUUUUAUGUACAUGCUGUUUCUGUUACCAUAGUCAACCCUUAAGAGGCCAGUUGGCAAGCUUCAGAUAUUUGUUCAAUUCCUUAAAGAAUGAUACUCUGAUUUUUAAAACUUUUGUGGGCCUUGAAUCUCGUCUCAGAAGGUAAUACUUCAAUAUUAAAAUUGUAAUGGCUCACUUCUAUAUGAAGUCUACUUAGUGGUUGCAUUUAGUUGACUUCUGCAGUCGCAGAUGAAGCCUAUCUGAAUCCCUUUUCUUUUGAGGAAGUAUUCUCAUUUAUUAGUGCUGCUUUAGCUGGGAAAUCUGUGGCUUAAUAGUUUAUAGUAAUUUAAUAUGAUGUCUGUGGUUAGAAAAUAGCUGUUGGAUGUUGUAUUAUGAAAUAUCACUCCCUGGUAUAACUAGCUAUUAGACAAGUGACCUUUUUAAUGUUUUGUGCAGCUUGUGGUGGCUUCCUUAAUUACCGGGUGGUCCAUUUUUAGUGGCCAAGUUACACGUGAAAUCAAUUUCACAUUGCUGUGGAUUCGUGGGACCGUGUCAUUUUGAAUCAGUAAUCAAGUUUGAAUUUUAAUAUUUAUUUACAUCAUUGAAAGAGUACAAAACGUGUGUAACAUCGUGAAUUGAGGUCCAACCUGUUUUGUUCCUUCCAGUUUUAAGUCAUAACAGAGGUAAAUAAGUAUGGCCAAACAAUAAAAUUCCAGAGCAAGUAUGUUUUUAAAAGUACUGGUGCUGUUGGUACGGUAUUUUUAGAAAGAAGUGCUUAUUGUGAUUACUUAACCUUUAUAUUUCAUGCGAACUCAUUUCUCAUAGAUUGAAAGCUCAUGCUCCCUGGUGGGGAUACUAACUUAAUGAACAUUUUGGGUUCUUCUAAAUUUAAGAGGAAUUCAUUUUGAAAUUGCUCUCUCUUAAGAGUCCCACUGAUUGCAGUGCAUCUCGUACUAACUCAAAGUCAAAUAAUACCUAGAAACUAAGUAUUUUGCUCUGCCUUACUGUGGGACUUAAUAUUUAGCUGUUAUAUUCUUAUUCAUUUCUGUUGUGUUUGUGUAAGAUUGAGUCACUGAAAACAUUCUACUCUUUUUAUGGAGUUAGUCCAUAAAAAUGUGUGUGGAUAUGUUUUUGUGUGUUUUUUAAAUUGUUAUUAUUGAUGUGUCUCAAGAUUUUUAAAAAUGUUUUAUUGCCCUUCUCUACGUCCAACAAGCCCUCUUCUCACCCUUUUCUGUCACAAUUUUAUUUAAGUAUUUUUCAUAAGGCGAAGAAUUAUAUGCACUUAGCUCUAAGUACAAAGCCAGUUUUUAUUAUACAUAUAUAUCUAUAAAUAUAUAUAAAUAUAUAUGACUAUGUAUGUUUUGUAUAUACUGUUUAGUUUGUAACAUAGCAACAUUCAUGAUUUGCAAAUAGAGACAUAUUUGGUGUUAUUCCAGAAGUUUUUCCUCUCCAGAUGUUAUGAUGUUACAUGUUAGGAAAAGAAUUAAAUAACCUAAAAAUUAAGACAGUUUAUGAAAUGACAAGUUGAUUGGUUGUGGAGCAGGUAGAUUGCCAUUUUUCUGUGAAUAAGUGUCAAUCUCUACUUGCAGAGUUACAAUUUUCUUUUCAAAUUUUAUUUUCUUUUAUUAUCUUUUUUUAAGGCUCAAGUUGUGUAAGAAAAGAUGAUGUGUGUUUCAGAAUGUGCUCAGAGUGCAGCCCACUGUUUUUGACGUUUUCCCACUACACCUGUAUAAUAUCUGUACUUUACAUUUGUACAUACUGUAAUAUCAUAUCUAUCGCUACUUUACAUAGCUGUCCGCAUGAACCUUUAAAAAUUGAAUUGGCUCAUAACUGUAAGAGAGAAUGGGUGAGCUUAAUAUUGUGAAAAAUAUAUACAUGUGACCUUUAAUAUGAUACAUCGUAAAAAUAUAUACAUGUGACCUUCUAA